CAUGCUAACUUGGUGACUUCCCAGUACCGAUACCGGGAAUGAUCGACGACAGAGUGGAUGCUCUCACGAGUCGCGCCGACGCGCUACCAUAUCCUAUACCAAUUCUCCCCUCCCGACGACACGACAUGACACCUACAGCAAGAUGGCGAACACCAGAAAGAACAUCGCCGUAGUGGUAGGCGGCUACUCCGGCGAGUAUGACGUAUCCAUCAGCACCGGCAACGCCAUCUACUCCAACGUCGACCGUUCCAAAUAUGCCCUCUACAAGAUCGUCAUCCCCCGCGACCCAAAGGCGGGCUGGUACCACCUGACCGACGACAACUCCCAAAUCCCAGUGGACCGCAACGACUUCAGCGUCAGCAUCCCGUCGAACGGCCAAAACCAAAAAAUCCAGUUCGACCUAGCCUACAUCAGCAUCCACGGCAACCCCGGCGAAAACGGCGUUUUACAGGGUUACUUCGACAUGCUCGGCCUCCCCUACACAAGCUGCGGCUUCUACACCUCCGCGCUAACCGCCAACAAGGGCCACUGCAACCCCGUAGUGCGCAGCUUCGGCAUCGUGGAGGUGGCCAAGUCCCGCCUGCUUCACGCCAACCAAGUCAGCGCCUUGUCCUUCGACGCCGACGCCCUGCUGCGCGAGUUCGAGAAGCUGCCCGUCUUCGUCAAGCCCGCGUCGGGCGGCAGCAGCGUGGCCACCACCAAGGUCAAGAGCCGCGAGCAGGUGAUCCAGGCGGUCGAGGACGCCAUGCGCGAGGACGGCAACGGGCAGGUGUUGGUGGAGGCGUUCAUUGAGGGUCGGGAGUUCGGCUGCGGCGUGAUUCGCGAUGCGGAGGAGGGCAAGCUGCAUGUUUUCCCUAUUACUGAGGUGAUCCCCCACGGCGACAGCGAGUACUUUGACUAUAAUGCCAAGUACAACGGGUCGUCGAGCAAGGUGACGCCUGCCGAGGUGGAGACGGAGGUGAGCGAUCGCAUCAAGGAUGUGUCGGCGCAGUUGUACGAUUUGCUGGACUGUCGCGGCGUAGUGCGCUUUGAUUACAGGUAUAACCCGGAGCAGAAGCAGCUGUACUUCCUCGAGGUCAACACGAUACCUGGCCAGACGCCGGAGAGCAUGGUGCCGCAGCAGGCGCGCGCCGCGGGUAUCAGCACUGCUGACCUCUAUCAAAUAGUAAUCGAGGGUGCCCUGGCGGCGGCAUCGCGAUGAGCCACAUGGAUGGAGGGCGGCGGAUAGAUAGAUACCCGGGCGGCACGUAGAUAGGGGAAAGAAAGUUGCUUUGUGCCAACCUACGGUCCCUGGCUGU
Messenger RNA from Neurospora tetraspora, 1298 nucleotides. Its product is annotated as D-ala D-ala ligase C-terminus-domain-containing protein. NCBI's taxonomy places the organism in Eukaryota, Fungi, Ascomycota, Sordariomycetes, Sordariales, Sordariaceae. Gene Ontology annotation, molecular function: D-alanine-D-alanine ligase activity; metal ion binding; ATP binding. The transcript has a single exon. Gene Ontology annotation, biological process: peptidoglycan biosynthetic process. Gene Ontology annotation, cellular component: cytoplasm. The record is from RefSeq and is a predicted model, not a curated record. Bases 143 to 1201 code for a protein of 352 amino acids.